Molecule: messenger RNA, 1029 nt
Organism: Sordaria macrospora k-hell
Lineage: Eukaryota; Fungi; Ascomycota; Sordariomycetes; Sordariales; Sordariaceae
Source: RefSeq, a predicted model, not a curated record
AUGGCGCAACCACAACUCAGACGCAGAACAAGUCUUCGCGACAAGCUCAGGGUAUGGCAGAAACCCACAUCAAUCCUGGACACCGUACCCGACAACGAGGAAGAAAGGCCGCGUUACGUCUACCAACCUAAACAUGCUGCCACCGACUUUUCUCAGUUAACAAUCACACCACCUCCUUCGAUGCUCCGCGAGUGCCGACCAUGUAUUUCAGGGUCCGAAGCAAGCCAGAUAUCCCGUCCACAGACACGGCAGUCACGGCGAGCAUACCGUCACCCAGAGUCGGCAAAUCCUCUGGCCGAGAUGAGAUUCCGGGGUCACCGGCGGGACAUGGCAUCGGCAUCCUCGCAGCAGGAGCGCUUCAAAUCAUCUCACCUACCAAGUCCACCAACAUGGACUACCACAAGGCCAGCUCCACUCACCGAUUACGAGCUUUUUCUCGCACAAGCGGAACAUGAGGAGAGGCCACACCAAGAGUUGUUGAACAGUAUGGAAACUCAGCUACAUGAUCUCGUCAGGCCGGAUCCCCAUCAACAGUAUGUCACGCUGGCUCCCACGAGUCUAAGCGCAGGCUCGACCGCUGUAGCUGGGACAAGCAGGACGACAACUGGCAACAAGAGUCGUGCGAGUCGCAACAGCUGGGCACCCAGUUAUGCAACCGGUGGUGCAAUGACAGAAGUUACUGGGCUUCAACAACACAAGGGAACAACAGGGGGAAAGUCAUUCCAAGGUGGUUCAGACCCAAGGGGUCAUACAGUGAUGUCCAAUGGCGUUGAGGCAUCAAUCCACAGGUCAGGCACUGUACGGGGGAUCUCUGACGACAGCCAUACACGACAGCCUAGGGCUCUUACUCUCAAGAGGCAAGCAAGCUUUGCCCAGAGGAUUGCGGAGUACAUCCGUCCUCCACGGCCAGAUGUCAUGGAUAGUUGUAGGAACGAAACCACCUUGAAGUUGACGCGAUCCGGGAGUCGAGCCGGACUAAGAAGGCUGGUGGCUGUUCCAAUUCAUCACAUAGAGACGCUUGCUGAAUGA